AUGAAGGGUUUUAAAAAACGCACAGAAGAAAGUUUUUUCAGAGAUUAUUUUAUGUUUAAUUAUAUUACAGUUAUUUCUAUAUUUUCUAUUAUUCUUUUUUUAUAUGGAUUUUUUCCAAUUAAUUAUAAUAAAUAUGACAUUGCUACAAAGAGAAACAUUCCUAAGUUCGUUGAUCGUACAAGAAUUAAAUUGGAUGAUGUUUAUAAACCUGUUAUUAAGAAACUUAUAAUAAUGGUUAUUGAUGCUUUUAGAUGGGAUUUUAUUUCUGGGCAUAAUAGUAAUGAAACUAUGCCCAUUACACACACUCUUUUAAAAAAUAAAACAGGUUGUAUGUAUAAAACAAAAGUCAAUAUACCAACAGUUACCAUGCCAAGAAUAAAAGCAAUGAUGACAGGAUCAAUACCAAAUUUUAUAGAUAUUGUUUUAAAUUUAGGAGCUAAUGAAAUAACAACUGACAAUAUCUUAUUGCAAAUUAAAAAUCAAGGACAUAAUAUAGUUUUUUAUGGUGAUGAUACAUGGGUAAAACUUUUUCCAAGUAUGUUUCAUCGGUACGAAGGCACAAAUUCCUUUUAUGUAAAUGAUUUUACUGAAGUAGAUAGUAAUGUUACCAGAAACAUGGUAAUGGAGUUAAAUAAAAAUGAUUGGUCAAUAAUGAUUUUACAUUACUUAGGACUUGAUCACAUUGGUCACAUAUCUAAUCCCUUUAGUUCCUUAAUUAAACCAAAACUUCAAGAAAUGGAUGAAAUUAUUGGUACUAUUCAAUCAUAUGUAACAAAAUCGAACAAAAAGAAUGAGCCAACUUUAUUCUUAGUGUCUGGGGAUCAUGGAAUGAAGGAUUCUGGAGGACAUGGUGGGUCAACUUAUGAAGAGACCCACGUGCCUUUGUUAGCAUUUGGUAAAUCUUGUAAGGAACCAAAAAAUCAAAAUGCAGAAAUUGCUCAAAUAGAUAUUGUACCAACAGUGUCAGUAUUAUUAGGAAUUCCAAUGCCUUCCACAAAUUUAGGAACUGUUAUAUUAGAUUUAAUGGAUGAUUUCUCUUUAUCUCAAAAAUUGUUCAUCUUACAUUAUAACGCUGUACAGUUAUUUCUUCAUUAUAAAAAGAUCGAUGACUAUCAGUAUACUAGAGCCAAUGAAAAUUAUGAAAAUGCUGUAAAACUUCAUGCAGCAUGGCUGAACACAAAUAGUCAUCCAAACGAAAUGGUACACGACAUCAUUAUGAUGUAUGAAUCAGCUAUUAUUAAAAUGAAAAAUAAGCUUACUAGUAGUUUAUCAAAGCAUGAUGUUCGAGCAAUGACUUUAGCCACAGUAUUUUUGAGUCACAUUUUGUAUAUAAGCAUGUGUACAGAAAGGUCAACGUCCACUUUGUAUAGGCCGUUUCUCACUGUUUUUGUUACUAGUUAUAUUAUCUGGAUGUUCUUAAAUCAAUUAUUUAAUUCAGAAAUUGAGACUAUUUUGUUUUCCCAAAAACUAGAUUCACAUUUUGUAUUUGUUACCAUACCUAUUUUUGGAAUAUUGAUAUUAAAUUGCUAUUUAUGUGCGAUUCAUACCUUGCCUAGUUUUAAGGAUUCAACAGUUCUUCAAAUUUUGUUAACUACUGGUACUUUAGUACAUACAUUAAGUUUAAGCAGUAGUAGUUUCGUCGAAGAAGAACAUCAAACUUGGUAUUUUUAUUGGAUUACAAUAAUCAUAUUUUUUACUUAUGAUAGUUUAAGAAAUUAUACUCAUAAAACAUCAUUAAAGUUACUUAUGUUAUUGCUAUUGUUGUUGAUUAGUCACAGAAUACUAAGAAUACUCAAUAGUACUGGUGAUAAAUACGCACAUUUACCUGAUAUAUCAGGAUGGCUUCGUGAUCAAGAUUCAAAUAUUGGGAUGACUGUAAUUCUUAUUUUUGGUCUUACCUCACUAGUCUAUUUAGACUUUAUUUACGAAGACAUUGUAUAUAAAUCUAUUACAUUUAUUUUAGAUUUGUGUAUUGUAAUUUUAAUAUAUUUACGACACGCUGUAAGUAAUGUAGUGCACAAGCCAAGCUUUUAUUUUAAUUCCCGAGGAAUUGCCGAGAUUAACUAUUUAUGGGCUUUCACUUCGAUUUAUCUUCUUCAUAGUAUUUAUCGAUUAACAAUUACCGUCCGAUGCAAUAAAAACAAAUUUCUAUCACUUUCAUUGUUUUUAAUUUUAAAGAAAUGGAUUAUAAUUUCUUGUAUAUUACAUCGCCCUUACAACGUAAUUUUACUACCAAUGCAAUUAAUGGUUGGCAUAACAAUAUAUUAUUUAACAAAACAUAAAAAAAAUUUUGAUAUAAAAAUAUAUCUUUAUCUGUGGUCAAGCAAAGUAUUUUUUUUUUAUCAAGGCAACUCAAAUAGCUUAGCAACUAUUGAUGUAGCAGCUGGUUACAUUGGACUUCAAUCAUAUCAACCAGUAAUUACUGGUCUCUUUUUAAUUAUCAAUACAUAUUCUGCAGAAAUUUUAGGUUUUAUUCUGUAUUUAUAUGAUAAUUCACUUCAGUAUUGUUAUCCAUCAUCUAUCAUGUUAUCGUUAUGCAAAAAAUAUGCGUUUUGGAGACUUUUACCAAUGACUUUUUAUACAAUCAUAAUAAAUUUUCAUAAACAUCACCUUUUUAUUUGGAGUGUAUUUGCUCCAAAACUACUGUAUGAAGCUAUGCACUGUGCAGUAUUAUUGUCCUUGAUGUUUCUUUUACAAUUAAAGUUUGUUUUAUAUGAUUUGAUAAAGUUGCAAUAA
Ceratosolen solmsi marchali is the source of this 2736-nucleotide messenger RNA. It is a transcript of the gene PIG-G, whose product is annotated as phosphatidylinositol glycan anchor biosynthesis class G. Gene Ontology annotation, cellular component: endoplasmic reticulum membrane. The record is from RefSeq and is a predicted model, not a curated record. Gene Ontology annotation, biological process: GPI anchor biosynthetic process. The coding region runs from base 1 to 2736 and encodes 911 amino acids. The transcript is spliced from 14 exons. NCBI's taxonomy places the organism in Eukaryota, Metazoa, Arthropoda, Insecta, Hymenoptera, Agaonidae.